This is a messenger RNA of Closterium sp. NIES-67, 1798 nucleotides long. NCBI's taxonomy places the organism in Eukaryota, Viridiplantae, Streptophyta, Zygnematophyceae, Desmidiales, Closteriaceae. The record is from the annotation of a GenBank genome assembly.
AGUAAGGAGCUGCGCCAAGGUAGGCGAGGAGCUGCGCAGCUAGCGCUGUCCUGUAGGUCAUUCUUAGGCGCCUCAACUCAAGAGCAGGCAAGAAGCGCCUUGUUUGCUUCGAACCAGCACUAGAGUGGUGGCUUCAAAGUGGCCCUUCAUAAAGUUUCUCUGCCGCGAGCGUGUAGGAACAGUAGUAUCCUAUACGGGCUCUCCCUUCCCCCUCCGCCACUCUUCUCGUCGACCUUCUGCGCCGUCGCUCCGUGGCCGAGCCAGCAGUUGACCUGUGCAGUUGUUUCCGGAGGGUCCCCAGGGAUGAGCUAUGAGUCAGCGAGCUUUGCAAUUCCUUCCCCGCGCUCACCGAUUUCUCCGCGCGUCCAUUCCAUCACUCGCUUCUCUGAAGCCCCCUGAGCGACCGGCGUUGCUGUCAUUGUUGAGACCAUCAGACCCAGCAGCAGCACCUGGACCAGCAGCAUUGUUCCCGAGGGUCAAACCGGAUCUAUCUUCUCGCCCUGACUCAGCUCCCUCGCUCUCAGAUACACGUUAUACAACCUUCACUCCACGCGAAUCACCUACAACGCGUGUAAAACACGUCGACUUUCUUCCCGCCUGUAAACCCACCCGCACUAUUGCCUCGCUCCCUUUUCCGCCUCUUACCUCCCCGUCAUUCCACACCUCUCCAUCAUUACCGUCAUCCCCCUCCUACCACCCUCUCUCUUCUAUCCGUUCCAAGGCGCACAUGAGAGCCGUAGUAUUCGACGAGCCUGGGGGGGCAGAAGUCCUCCAGGUUCGGGAGGUUCCCAUGCCUGAGGUUCGGGAAGGGGAGGUGCGAAUUCGCGUGGCUGCUACUGCUCUGAACAGAGCGGAUAUCAUGCAACGUAUGGGGUCCUAUCCUCCACCUAAAGGCGCAUCACCCAUUCUUGGACUGGAGUGUUCUGGAACAAUAGAGUCUGUCGGCUCUCAUGUAACACGCUGGAAGGUUGGGGAUCAGGUCUGUGCAUUGCUGGCAGGGGGUGGAUAUGCGGAAUAUGUCUCAGUGCCCGAAUCCCAGGUUCUUCCAGUGCCAGAUGGCGUGCCGCUAGUGGAUGCUGCAGCGCUGCCUGAGGCUGCAUGCACGGUGUGGUCUACUGUCUUUAUGAUGGCAAAGCUGCAGCCUGGAGAGUCGUUUCUGGUGCAUGGAGGGUCCAGUGGUAUUGGUACCUUUGCCAUCCAGUUGGUGAAGCUGCUUGGGAGUCGUGUCUUCUGUACUGCUGGCUCGACUGAGAAGCUGGAACGGUGCCGUCAACUGGGCGCGGAUGUUACAAUCAACUAUCGCAAAGAGGACUUUCUGGCACGUGUAAAGGAAGAGACUGGUGGGAAAGGGGUGAAUGUCAUACUUGACAACAUGGGUGCUUCAUAUUUGGAGAAGAACCUUUCUUCUCUGGUGGAGGAUGGCCGAAUGGUUGUGAUAGGUCUUCAGGGUGGUCGCACUGGCAGUGUGGACCUUGGGCGCAUGUUGAUAAAGCGGCUCUCUCUGCUUUCUGCAGGCCUGAGAUCUCGACCACUGGAUCAGAAGUCAGAGAUUGUGCGUGAAGUGGAGGCUAACGUCUGGCCACUCAUCUCCUCUGGCCGAUUGAAGCCAGUGAUUUUCCAAGAAGUGUCCAUAGCAGAUGUGCAGACUGCUCAUGCACUGAUGGAGUCCAGUGUUCACAUUGGGAAAAUAGUACUCAUCCCUUAACUCGGCACUGAGCAUUGCUGGAACGUACAACAGUUUGACACUCCAAUGUGUAUUUCGAACUCAAUAUUAGUCUUAAAAUCAGACCCGUCAUUC